Molecule: messenger RNA, 4076 nt
Organism: Diprion similis
Lineage: Eukaryota; Metazoa; Arthropoda; Insecta; Hymenoptera; Diprionidae
Gene: dally
Product: division abnormally delayed protein
Exons: 8
Coding region: 468-2195 (575 amino acids)
Biological process (GO): cell migration; regulation of protein localization to membrane; positive regulation of canonical Wnt signaling pathway
Cellular component (GO): extracellular region; plasma membrane; cell surface
Source: RefSeq, a predicted model, not a curated record
AGACACGUCUGCGUCGGCGAAGGACGAAGGUCGGUGUACUCGGGGGGGUGAACAGUUUUUCAAAUUGAGUUGAUUUUCAGUCAGUAGUCAGUCGUGUCCAACGAUUCGUGGAGUGAACGUCGCGCGGCGCCUUUGCUCACUGACUCAGACGAGUCGAGCUCAGCGUUGAGUCCUCGUCGUUGGAUUUCGUUGGAUUUUCCAGGUGCCGUGAGAUUAUCAAAGGCCUAGGCGUUUUGCCUCUCGCACAAAACGUUCACGAUCGAACGAGCCGAGAUUCUAUGUUUAUAUAUAACUACACGCACUUACAUACAUCCGUAUAUAUGUAUCAAUUUUUUUUUAUUCACAUUUUUAUUGCUAUUAACCGAUAAAUUAAGAUCGACGUAGGGAAAUUAAGGGAAAGAGAGAGAAAAAAGAAGAAGAAGAAGAACUAGUGAUAACAGAAGUACGGAUAAUUACCUAUCGGAAAAAUGUGUGCUCUGCGUGGUGUGUUUGUGAUUAUUAUAUUGUGUGCGUGCCCGGGUGAUGUGUUUUCGCGAACAACCAGCAGAACUGCCUGCGAGACAGUUAAACCCUUUUUCGAUGGUAAAAAUAUCUCCAUUGAGUAUACGGAGGACGAGGAGCCUUCGAAAACUACGUGUGGCGGGUCUUGCUGCAGUUCUGAUAUGGAGCACCGAAUUCGGAACCAGGCGAAAAGUGAUUUCCAAAAUUUGAUGCAUCAUCACAGCCGGACUCUCCAAGGUCUCCUGGCAUCUACAGCAGACGCUAUAAGGGACACCGUAACAGUGCUGGUCAGGCAUUCCGAGAACAGAACUUUGACCCUCUUCAAUCAAGUUUAUCGCUCAAUGGCUGUGGAAACGUAUCCGUCUGUGAAGAGCCUGUAUCGGGAUAUAGUGAACUACGUUGCACCCGAGAACACACCGGACUCCCUGCAGCAGCCUCGGACACGUGAUAUGCUGUACCUCAGCUUCCUCAACUUUUUCGAGGAAUUGUUCCCCACUGCUUUCCAUCGGGCAGUGGAUCCCCUCAAGCAGGAUUUCUCCAAGGAUUUCAAAUCCUGCCUCAGAGAUGCCGUCGACACCAUCAAACCGUUCGGCGAAAUCCCUAGGGAGAUCUCACAGUCCGUCGUAAAGAGCCUCGAGGCUACCAGGGUACUGAUCCAAGCCUUAACACUCGGGAAAACUGUCCUGGACAAAACCGACGGAGCCCUUUUCGCCUCUCAGACACCUCAGCAAACCGCCUGCUUCGAAGCUCUCCAGAGGAUGACCUACUGCUCAAAAUGUCACGGUAUCGCCGGCGACAUCAGGCCUUGCUCUGCGCUUUGCAUAAACGUUAUCAGGGGUUGCCUGAUCGAGCCAGCGUCCCAAUUCGACAUGGCUUGGUCGGGAUACGUCGAGUCUGUCGAACGACUCGUAAUAGCCAUCGACGGGCGUAACAAUCCUCUGGGUCUGAACGUGGAAAGCGCAAUCAGGCAACUGGACACGCGUAUUUCGGAUGCUAUCAUGCAUGCCAUGGAGAAUGGUCCAGAGCUGAAGGAGAAGGUCCGCGCUGCGUGCGAUCGUACAAAGCUGGUUGAUUUCGUCCCGUCGAACACAACGACGAUGGAUCCCGUUGCAUCUUACAAAGUACCAGCAGGACUGCGUCUGGGUAACUUUUUGGCCAGCGUAGGAAGAUCCCGUAGCUUUUAUGGUACCUUGGCCGACACCAUCUGCGAGGAUUACCCGGACAAACAUUGCUGGAACGGAGACCGUGUCGGCGACUAUAUGAAAACGAUCGUCGACUCUAGUUUGACGGCGCAGAAAUACAAUCCUGAACUUCCUCUAUUGGCAGCAAGUUCACCGCAAUCUCUCUACGACAAUGCGAAUACGAGUGAGCUAAUCGAUCAAUUGCGACAUAUUAAUCAGAUAGUCCAAUCACAAUUGGCGUCGACACCGGAUACCGGUGCACUUCUCAGUGACGGAACCUUCGAUGGAUCUGGAAGCGGAGCUGGAUCAGAUAGCGAUGACGAGAGUGACGGGUACGAAGCUUCCGGAUCGGGCGAGGGAUCCAACACGAACUACUCAUCGAGCGACAACGGAGAUGUAAGGACUGCGAUCGAUGAUGGAGUAGAAAGUGCCGCAGCGGUCCAUCAUAAAAUGUCGUCAGCCUUUCUUCUUUGUUCUGUUAUUCUCGUUACACGUUUUUCAAUCUUUGCUUAAAAUGCUACAUCCUCGUCGGAUCACUCGGCGAAUCUUGAUAAAUGUGAUAAAAAAAGUUCGGGUGAAGGAAGAGGUAGAGAGUGAGAGUAAGACAGAGCAAGGGGAAAUAAGCGUAGGAAAAUGGUCAAAUUUUGACUACCUCUCUUUGGCGGACUCUGGGCGAAAAGGACUGUGGAAAAGUUUUAUCCUUUCGGCUUGGAAAUAGGUGAAUGUUUCCUUUCUUUUUAGGUUUCCAAUGAUUUUUUUUUUUUUUUUUUUUUUUUUUUUCACUUUAAUUCCUGAGUUUCUACUCAGAUCGGAACUGAACGUAAGACUGCCUUUGAAACCAGUAAUUUAUUUCUUGAAACUCAUUUCUACCAUUACAUUUCCUCGAGCUGACCAAACUGGUAAAUCACUAUCCCAAUUACAAUGAUUAACGUUAAUAAUGAGCAAUAAUAACGGUUAAAAUACAUUGCAGAAAAAAAUUAUGGCUAUGCUUUAGUCUAGGAGCAUAUCAAUUACGUCAUGCUGCCAAAACGCAUUUAGACUUGUCAAUUAGUUUACAGCCAAGGCCAACACUUGCCGGCAUUUACUAUUCAACGUUUCGGGGAAAAUUGUCGGAAUCGCGCCACUAUCAUAUUUUACGAUAAAUCACCACAUACAACUGAUAUCUGCCGGAUUUUUUGCGGAACAUACAACGCUUCUGCUAUGUAUUAUUAUUCAUUUCGCGAUCGUCAGGCGUAUCGUUUUACGCAUAUAAAUUACUAUUCUGGGAAAGCUGUGUGCAUUGACGUAAAUUUCGGCGAGGCGUUCGUUUUCCGUUGAGCUUCAUCAGCCAAUUGACUGUAACGCAAUUUGAAUAGAUCUAUUUUUAUAACGAAAGUUUGCAAUGUGCUUUUUCCUCAUACAUGCGUACAAAUCUAAAUUUCAUUUAAACAAUAUGUAUUUAUUUAUUCAAUACGUUUGCGUGGAAAAAAGAUUUCGGAUAUAGGUAUGCAGGAAGAAUGGAAGUUACGGAUAAGAUGGAGACCGGCUAAGAAACCAUUGGAAGACAAAAAACGGGCAUAGGGUAAAAUAGUUCUGAAGGAAUAUAGCGAGUACUAGGAAAGAAGCGAUUGUAACGUCGCCAUUGAUCGAUAUAUAUGAAAUUUCAACUCGUUACCGUAUUCGAAAUGUUAUUCCAGCCCUCUUGCCGCAAAUUCGUACAAGAUUGUAAGACAAUAAUGUCAUCCGAAGUGAGAUAUCAAAGUAGGAAAACCGAUAAAAUGAUUGCUACGUGCGUCGCAGGUGUUCCACGUAGCCUAUAGUUUGCCGCUAUCGAAGGAAUAGCGAAAAGGACAGAUUUUCAAAAUUCACAGUAUAGAUAGAAAAGUAGAAUAAAAACGGAUGUAAUGUUGUCAAAAUCACAAGCAUUACACGACGAUCAUUGAAUAAUCUAUUAACCAGUCGAACAUUACUGAAUUUAAUUAUCAAUUUAGUAAAAUAAUUUAGUCCGAAUCCUUGCCGAGCCUUGCUUGGUUUCUUUCUGUCAUGUGUAAAUUUUUCCGAUUGUGCACGAGAAUUUUUACCAAUUGUUAUUUUGUAAGCUUUAACUUGAGUUUAUGUGAGGGUUAGUGCCUUUUGAAUACCUAUUGCCAAUACGAUAUUAUGCUUACACGACAUACCUAUUAUUAUGACUUUGUACAGAGCAAUGAAUUGUUGCUAAAUACGUGUGCGUGCGAUUUUCUACACAUAUUUUUGCUUUUCUUUUUCACCUGCCAGUUGCAGUUAUCGCGUCAUUUUUCAAUCUUAUUUCCUUUCAUCUGCCAGAUGCUACUAACUCUUGUAAAAUAACAUUCUUGGGCAUGUCGAAGUUUGCAUCCUUUGAACAUUCCUGACAAUGAAGUAUUGAAAAUUGAUGAA